This is a messenger RNA of Carlito syrichta (Philippine tarsier), 1113 nucleotides long. RefSeq names its product chromosome unknown C1orf56 homolog (gene CUNH1orf56). Lineage: Eukaryota; Metazoa; Chordata; Mammalia; Primates; Tarsiidae. The record is from RefSeq and is a predicted model, not a curated record. Gene Ontology annotation, biological process: regulation of cell population proliferation. The coding region runs from base 1 to 1011 and encodes 336 amino acids. The transcript is spliced from 2 exons.
AUGGUCCCCGCCGCCGGCGCGCUGCUCUGGGCCCUGCUGCUGAGUCUGGGGCCCCGGGCGGCGGCGGGGGCCCGAGGCCAGACGCAGGCUCCCACGGGGAUGCAGCGGCUCAGUUCCCGCUUCGGGGGCCCCACGACCGGCAGCUACCGGCGCAGCGGCCGCACCGGUCUUCCCCGGGAGACCAGGAUCGUCGUGGAGGACGAGAAUGACGCCAUGGCCGACGCCGACCGCCUGGCCCGCCCCGCGGCCGCCGAGCUCCUGGCCUACACCUUGGUCACCGGCCGGGCGUCUGUGAGCAGCGAGGAGGACGGGUCUCUGGAAGAGGGCGUUGUGAUUGAGGCCGGAAGGAGUCACGCCAGGGUGGCGACCCCCACUGCGGCGGGCAGUUUCGGCUCCAGGUUCACAGCCAACAGCCAGGAGCCCGCAGUCAGGCUGACCUCUGACCUGCUGCGCUCCACCUCCAGGUCCACCCGGGACCUGCCGGGCUCCGAGGCGAGCCUGAGCCAGUGGUCGACGGCUGGGGCCGCGCCAAGCUCGGGGCCGUCCUCCUCCCCCACGGCCAUGCCGCCUCCCGAGGAUCUGCGGCUGGUGCUGCUGCCCUGGGGCCCGUGGCACUGCCACUGCAAGUCGGGCACCAUGAGCCGGAGCCGGUCUGGGCGGCUGCAGGGCCUCUCCGGGCGCCUUCGGGUGGGCGCGCUGAGCCAGCUCCGCAGGGAGCACCGGCCCUGCACCUACCACCAGUGUCCCUGCGACCGGCUUCGGGAAGAGUGCCCCCUGGACUCGGGCCUCUGUCCUGACACCAACUGCGCCUCUCAGACCUCGGCCACCACCAGUCCCACCACCACCCCCUUCCCCAGCAUCCACCUCAGACGCAGACCCAGUCUGCCGCCCCCAAUCCCCAGCCCAGCCCUGGAUUUUUGGCAAAAGGUCCGGAUUGGCCUGGAGGAUAUUUGGAAUAGCCUCUCUUCAGUGUUCACUGAGAUGCAACCAAUAGACAGAAACCAGAGGUAAUGGCCACUUCAUUCGCAAGAGGGGGUGUCAGCAUCUCAGUCUCUCCUUUUCUUUCCUAGCACCCACUAGAUAUUUUUAGUACGGAAAAACAAAACUGGAAAA